Messenger RNA from Teleopsis dalmanni, 1109 nucleotides. RefSeq names its product ubiquitin-conjugating enzyme E2-17 kDa. Lineage: Eukaryota; Metazoa; Arthropoda; Insecta; Diptera; Diopsidae. Bases 616 to 1071 code for a protein of 151 amino acids. Gene Ontology annotation, biological process: protein polyubiquitination; proteasome-mediated ubiquitin-dependent protein catabolic process; DNA repair. Gene Ontology annotation, molecular function: ubiquitin conjugating enzyme activity. The transcript has 4 exons. Gene Ontology annotation, cellular component: HULC complex. The record is from RefSeq and is a predicted model, not a curated record.
UUAAUAUUGCCAUUUCAGUCUUUUUGCUUUUUAAAAGAAAAAUUUUCGCCCAGUUCAUUGUUGUGUUGUGCAGCUGGUUGAAUAUCGCCAACACGAAAAGUUGGUUUAAAAGUCGUAAUUAAAUUAGUUUUCGUUAUUAGGAGCUUAUAUACUGGGAAGUUAUUUAAAAUAAAAGAUAAAAAAAGAAAUACAUUAUUUGCGAAUCAAAAGUAUUUGAUAUAUAUCUGAGAAGCAUAGGCAGCGUAAUUUGCACAUACAUUAGUGAAAUACAAAUAAUUAAAAAAUUGUUUGUAACGAAAUUGAAUGCAAAAGCAUUGCUAUCGAAUUAAAUUUUGUUCUAUUUUAGUGCAUGUAUAACUGUGGUUGCAAAUAUAGUUGUGCUAUUCUUGCCAGUGUGUACUAUACACGUUUAUUUGGAAGUUUUAAACUGUAAAAAAUUAGUUGGUGUAUAAAGGUGGAAGUGAAACGUAGAAGAAGCAGGCAGACGAGGAAUAUUAAAAUUUAAGGACGGAAGGAAAUAAGAGAAAUCGUGCAAUAAAAAAUUUUCCUACUGCCUAAAUUGAAAAGAAAUCAAAUUGUUAAUUUGUUAACGCUAAAAAAAAAUUUUAGUUAAAUAUGUCAACACCCGCUCGCAGACGCCUUAUGAGAGAUUUUAAAAGACUACAAGAAGAUCCACCAACGGGAGUUUCUGGCGCACCAACUGAUAAUAAUAUUAUGAUAUGGAAUGCUGUGAUUUUUGGUCCACAUGAUACACCAUUCGAAGAUGGUACCUUUAAAUUAACAAUAGAAUUUACGGAAGAGUAUCCCAAUAAGCCUCCAACAGUUAGAUUUGUAUCUAAGGUAUUUCAUCCAAAUGUUUAUGCCGAUGGUGGAAUCUGUUUGGACAUUUUACAAAAUCGGUGGAGUCCCACAUAUGAUGUUUCUGCUAUAUUAACUUCUAUACAAUCUCUGUUGAGUGAUCCAAAUCCAAACUCGCCAGCUAAUUCAACAGCUGCACAACUUUAUAAAGAAAAUCGUCGUGAAUACGAGAAACGAGUGAAAGCCUGUGUGGAGCAAAGUUUCAUCGAUUAGCCAUCAGCCAGUAAAGUAACAACAACAACAACAACAAC